Necator americanus (New World hookworm) is the source of this 300-nucleotide messenger RNA. RefSeq lists its product as uncharacterized. Lineage: Eukaryota; Metazoa; Nematoda; Chromadorea; Rhabditida; Ancylostomatidae. The transcript has a single exon. The record is from RefSeq and is a predicted model, not a curated record. Bases 1 to 300 code for a protein of 99 amino acids.
AUGACUACACAAGAAAGGCUUGGUUCUAAAGCCACCAAGAAACGUCUGUCUCCAGAAACUCUAGAGCUGAUACGUCACCGUGGAGCUGCACGAGCCGCAGGGAACCAAGCACUCACGUCCGAGCUCGCAAGGCUUUGCAGAGAAGCGAUAAAGGAAGACCCUAAAGAGAGAAGAGCAGAAGUGCUGGCUGAAGCUGCAGAGGCGGGGAAAAGCAUCCACUAUGCCCGUCGAGACUUCGCCAGUCGCAAGACGAGGAUGACUGCUCUCCGGAACCCAAAGGGAACAACCAUUGCAUCGUGA